CUGUGCCACCACUGCAUAAUUGUGGUAUAACACUACUCCCUUCUUCUGUGUUAUAGUUAGGGUCACAUUUAUUCCUGAAGGGGAAUAGCGAUCCAAGAAAACGAACGCACUAAAGGCCUUCAAACAGCCAUUUGCAUGUACCUGACAAAUUUGGUUUAAAAAAUGGAAACAGUUAAACGUUUAUGAUUAGGAAGCUAAGUGUAAAGAGAGCUACGAUGUUUAAUUUUCUUGUCAUUUUCCAGCAUUUCUUCGGGAAUAUGGUGUUUUUCGCUUUGUUUCAUUGUUUUCAACUGGUUGCUCGUUAGAUCAUGUCAAUCUUUUGAAAAUGAAUCCAAGUCUUAUAAAGGAGAGGGAAGCUUUCCUGAAAAGAGCUAUGGCUAUGCCAGUUGUUGAGAAACCAAAAGUAAAUUCAGCAGCAAUCCCCUCCUCCUCGUCAUCCGCCGCCGCCGCCUUAGAAGGAAAUAGCCUUCGUCGACCGCCUCCUUCAGUUGCUUCCUCCUCUUCGUCUUCUUCUGUAUCUACUGAAUUACGAUCUAUUGAUUCAACAAGACCUUCAUUAUUACAAGGAAAAUUUGCUGUGCUAUCCAGGAUUGUAAAAUACAUGAAGCAACGUCAUUUAGAAGGUGAUACACAUCCAUUAUCAGUAGACGAGAUUCUUGAAGAAGCUGUACUGCAUGAUACACCACCAGCAACUAUCCGAUGGUUAGAAGAAGAAGCUCUUCCAAAUAAUCCAAAGAUUCGCGUGACUGAGGAUAGAAAAUUUGUCUUCCGACCUAAAUAUGAUAUACGCACGCGUAAAGAUUUGUAUCAGCUACUUCGUCGUCAAGAGUUAAAAGGGCUAGGUGGGAUUUAUUUGGAUGAUUUAACUGAAUCUAUACCUGAUGUGGAAAAAAUUAUUGCUAGUUUCGGUGAUCAUGUCAUUCGCAUUGUAACACCACAUGAUAAGAAAACUAUUUUAUUUUACAAUGAUAAAUCAUUCGAUUUGAAUGUUGAUGAAGAAUUUAAACAACAAUGGAGAGCAGUAAGCGUCGAGGGGGUGCAUGAAACAAAAAUAGAAGAAUAUUUAAAACGUAAUGGUAUUUCCUCUAUGUCCGGUGAUCGUAAAAGCUUUACACCAGCACAACGCAAGAAACCAGGUCAAAAACGUGUUUCAAAUCGUCCAGUACAUUUUAAAGACAAUGAACACGUCAAUGAUAUUUUAGAGGAUUUUUCAGAGAAAUUAGCUAAAACUUCUUGAUAUUAUUCCUCCACCACCGUCACCAUCUUCUCCUUCUCUGUUUUCUCCGAAUGAGUAAUUGUAAAUACAUUUUCUUGUAUCUGUGUUAGUGUGUGUGUGUGUGUGCGCGUGUACAGUGAUGAGUAACACUCAAGUUUCUUUCUCUUUUUUGUAUAUUGUGAGUUGAUCUCUCCUGUGCACAACUAACUGUGUGUGUGUGUAUGCGCAUGCAUGUGUUUCUGUAUCUAUUUUGUAUGAAGAUUGCCUGCGCGCAUAAACACACAAACACGCACGCAUAUACACACACACCAAAACAUUCUCUGUGUUGUAUGUUUUAGCGCUGAUGUGAUGUGAUAGAAUUAUAAACCUUUGAAUAUAU
Messenger RNA from Trichobilharzia regenti, 1595 nucleotides. The record is from the annotation of a GenBank genome assembly. NCBI's taxonomy places the organism in Eukaryota, Metazoa, Platyhelminthes, Trematoda, Strigeidida, Schistosomatidae.